CCCCUUUCCUCCAACUGUUCUUCCUUUCUCAGUUCUUUUCAACUCUCAAUUCCAAAAAACACUACCACUUCUGUGGAAAUGCCUGAUAACCAUGAUUUUCUAUCUCAGAAGUGCAUGUGGGUGAACGGGCCAAUCAUCGUCGGUGCAGGCCCAGCUGGCCUCGCCGUUGCUGCCUCUUUAAAGAAGAAUGAAGUUCCUUAUGUUAUCCUUGAGCGAUCAGACUGCAUUGCUUCCCUCUGGCAAAAGCGAACUUAUGACCGCCUAAAGCUCCACCUCCCCAAACAGUUCUGCCAACUUCCUGGUCUCCCCUUCCCCGAUACCUACCCUGAGUACCCUUGCAAGAAACAAUUCAUAGACUAUUUGGAAUCCUAUGCAAAGCACUUUGAUAUCGAGCCAAGGUUCAACCAGACCGUCCUAUCUGCUAAGUUCGAUGAAACCAGUGGGCUGUGGAGGGUGAAGACCAUAGUUGAGACCAGUAAAAGUGAGUUUGAAUAUAUCGGGCGUUGGCUAGUAGUGGCUACUGGUGAGAAUGCAGAAAGAGUGAUUCCAGAGAUUGAAGGACUAAAGGAGUUUGGAAGCGAGAUAACACAUGUAUGUGACUAUAAAUCCGGUGAGGCUUACAGAGGGAAGAAAGUGUUGGUCGUCGGUUGUGGUAACUCUGGCAUGGAGGUGUGCCUAGACCUCUGCGACCACAAUGCAUCGCCUUCCAUGGUGGUUCGUAACUCGGUUCAUGUGUUGCCAAGGGAGGUUCUAGGAAAAUCGGUAUUUGAGUUGGCAGUUUCACUGAUGAAAUGGAUACCGUUGUGGUUGGUUGAUAAGAUACUGCUUGUUUUGGCCUGGUUCGUGCUUGGGAACAUGGAGAAGUAUGGACUAAAAAGGCCUUCAGCCGGUCCUCUGGAGCUCAAGAACACACAGGGAAAGACUCCUGUGUUGGAUAUUGGAGCUCUAGCCAAGAUAAAAUCUGCUGAAAUUGAGGUCGUUCCUGGAAUCAAAAAGUUUCUCCCUGGAAGAGUUGAGCUAGUUGAUGGGCACAUCCGUAACGUCGACUCAGUUAUUUUGGCUACUGGUUACCGCAGCAAUGUUCCUUCUUGGUUACAGGGAAGUGAUUUCUUCAACAAAGACGGGUUCCCAAAAAAGCAGUUCCCAAAUUCAUGGAAAGGGAAGUCCGGGCUUUAUACUGUUGGGUUCACAAGGAGAGGACUUGCAGGUGCUUCUGCCGACGCAAUAAGAAUAGCAAAGGAUCUCGGUCAGGCGUGGAAACAGGAAACAGAGCAGGCAAAGAAGUUGGUUAUCCUUCGUAGAAGAUGCAUAUCGCAUUUCUAAGCAUGUUCGGAGCAAAAUGUACAGACAUUCUCUCAGCGCAACCCAAGUUUUGCCAACUGAAUCACCUUACGUACAGAAUUAGCCUGACAAUGAUGAGCGUUUUUUAAAAAUUUUCUUUUAACUAAAUGGAAAGAACUAACAAUUCUUUGCUAAGCUGUGAUCUUUGAUCUUAUAUUAUGAUUUUCUUGUUCCUUCUGUACUUUAA
Messenger RNA from Asparagus officinalis (garden asparagus), 1528 nucleotides. RefSeq names its product probable indole-3-pyruvate monooxygenase YUCCA7. The record is from RefSeq and is a predicted model, not a curated record. NCBI's taxonomy places the organism in Eukaryota, Viridiplantae, Streptophyta, Magnoliopsida, Asparagales, Asparagaceae. Gene Ontology annotation, molecular function: NADP binding; flavin adenine dinucleotide binding; N,N-dimethylaniline monooxygenase activity. The coding region runs from base 79 to 1323 and encodes 414 amino acids. The transcript has 3 exons.